GUAUGUUCUCAUCUCAUUCUGAACACAGACCCAGCUAUUUCAGUAUGUUCUCAUCUCAUUCUGAACACAGACCCAGCUAUUUCAGUAUGUUCUCAUCUCAUUCUGAACACAGACCCAGCUAUUUCAGUAUGUUCUCAUCUCAUUCUGAACACAGACCCAGCUAUUUCAGUAUGUUCUCAUCUCAUUCUGAACACAGACCCAGCUAUUUCAGUAUGUUCUAAUCUCAUUCUGAACACAGACCCAGCUAUUUCAGUAUGUUCUCAUCUCAUUCUGAACACAGACCCAGCUAUUUCAGUAUGUUCUCAUCUCAUUCUGAAAACAGACCCAGCUAUUUCAGUAUGUUCUCAUCUCAUUCUGAAAACAGACCCAGCUAUUUCAGUAUGUUCUAAUCUCAUUCUGAACACAGACCCAGCUAUUUCAGUAUGUUCUAAUCUCAUUCUGAACACAGACCCAGCUAUUUCAGUAUGUUCUCAUCUCAUUCUGAACACAGACCCAGCUAUUUCAGUAUGUUCUCAUCUCAUUCUGAACACAGAACUAGCUAUUUCAGUAUGUUCUAAUCUCAUUCUGAACACAGACCCAGCUAUAUCAGUAUGUUCUAAUCUCAUUCUGAACACAGACCCAGCUAUUUCAGUAUCUUCUCAUCUCAUUCUGAACACAGACCCAGCUAUUUCAGUAUGUUCUCAUCUCAUUCUGAACACAGACCCAGUUAUUUCAGUGUGUUCUAAUCUCAUUCUGAACACAGAACUAGCUAUUUCAGUAUGUUCUAAUCUCAUUCUGAACACAGACCCAGCUAUUUCAGUAUGUUCUUAUUUCCUGAUAUCAAUUAGAUUGAAACCUUGA
This is a messenger RNA of Lottia gigantea (owl limpet), 840 nucleotides long. RefSeq lists its product as hypothetical. The transcript has a single exon. The annotation marks the transcript as partial. NCBI's taxonomy places the organism in Eukaryota, Metazoa, Mollusca, Gastropoda, Lottiidae. The record is from RefSeq and is a predicted model, not a curated record.